Molecule: messenger RNA, 903 nt
Organism: Ostrinia furnacalis (Asian corn borer)
Lineage: Eukaryota; Metazoa; Arthropoda; Insecta; Lepidoptera; Crambidae
Exons: 4
Coding region: 151-510 (119 amino acids)
Source: RefSeq, a predicted model, not a curated record
UUAUCCUAUAAAGUCAGUUCCUAAUUUAUCCAUCGAAAAGACAAAUGCCUCUAUCAUGUUGAGGCAUUAUCUAAAUGACUCUUCCACAUCAAGUAGGAGUCCAGAAGUGUAGAAUUCAAAGAGUAGCGAUGGCACCGAUCACAAAAGAACAUGCAUAUUGAUAACUUUAAACAUACUUGGAGUGAUCGCAUGUGUUUUUACCACGAUCAUACUAGUUUUGUGGGCUCUCAAAGUCAUCUUCCCAGAACCAAAUAUAUCUCCACUGUUGGUAGAGUUCUUGGAAAGUACUCUCUACAAGAAACAAUCAAUUUCAGUGAAUCAUUUGAACAAUAUGGAAAUGGCUUUCUAAGGUCACGAAUCCACUCCAGGCUACGAAGACUCCUCCGAGGAAUCCUCCACAGCCAGUUCUGCCGGGAACCACUCUGGACUAAUCCGGGAUAUCUUCAACUUAUCCAUUUUAACCAUAUCGGUGUGCGCGUUUAUAAUAGCCGCGUUUGCGUUUUUCGUUAACGUUUACUAAGUUAGUUUCCCGUGCAGUGACAAAACCAGUGAUGCUUCGUUAUCACUAAGGACUACUUUUCAGCCGCCGUCAACGUGUUUUACAAUAGAAAAAAGAAAAAAUACUAAAUAAAAUAACAAUAGCGUAUUUGCUGCACUAUAAAUUAAAGUGCUUACUGCAUUGAGAAAAUUUUGUACACAAUGCGUUCCAUUUGCAUGAAAAGUGUCGACGACGUCUGAAAAAGACACUGUAUAACGACAUGUGUUGCUAAUUAUAUGUCAGGCGAAUUCGGCAUGUACCUACGACGACGACAGACUCAAUUUCAUAACCGAUUCCUAAUUCGUUCCCAAAUGUGAUGUAACUGAUUUAAGUAAGGCUAAGAACUCAUGGCGCGAUUUUCAUCC